Messenger RNA from Lycium ferocissimum, 1724 nucleotides. Its product is annotated as UDP-glycosyltransferase 86A2-like. Gene Ontology annotation, molecular function: UDP-glycosyltransferase activity. Lineage: Eukaryota; Viridiplantae; Streptophyta; Magnoliopsida; Solanales; Solanaceae. The coding region runs from base 157 to 1569 and encodes 470 amino acids. The transcript has 2 exons. The record is from RefSeq and is a predicted model, not a curated record.
ACCCACGCUUCUAUUAUGGUAGAAAAAUUGAAACUAAGCUACUUUCCCCCCUUAUAUAUAUAGUAGUAGCACAUUUCCAUAAGGCUUCCCACAAAACUUACACUCUCGUAAAUAACUCUUCAGCAUUUGAAAUAUGAUCCAAACUAUAUUUUACUAAUGGAUUCAUCAAGCCCAAAGCCUCAUGCAAUCUUAGUAUGUUACCCCCUACAAGGGCACGUAAUUCCCAUAAUCCAUCUAGCUAUCAAGCUUGCCCGAAAGGGAUUUACUAUAACUUUCAUAAACACUCAAUCAAUACACGCACAAAUCACUCGAAAGAGCAGAGACGGAGAGGAAGACAUAUUCUCUAGCGUUCGGGGUCAAGACCUAGAUAUACGUUAUAUCAUCGUCUCGGAUGGGCUCCCGGUAAAUUUUGAUAGGUCAUUGAACCAUGACCAAUUCAUGGCUUCUUUGUUACAUGUGUUUUCAGCUCAUGUUGAAGAAGCUUUAAUGAAAAUUGUUCAGUCAAAAGUAGAUCCUCCAGUGAACUGCUUGAUUGCUGAUUCCUUUUUUGUGUUUCCUGGAAAAUUGGCCAAGAAAUAUGGACUUCGUUACAUAGCUUUUUGGACAGAGACAGCUUUGGUUUUUACCCUUUAUUAUCAUCUUCAUCUCUUGAAGUUACAUGGCCACUUUGAUUCUAUUGACAUGCGUGAGGACCCAAUUGACUACAUACCGGGAGUUAAAUCCAUCAAACCAAAGGACCUGACGUCAUAUCUCCAAGAAACAGACACAACCUCAGUCUGUCAUCGUAUUAUUUUUAGUGCAUUUCAGGAUGUUAGAAAUGCUGAUUUCAUCUUAUGUAACACUGUCCAAGAGCUCGAACCCGAGACCGUAUCAGCUCUACAAAUUGAAAAGCCAUUUUUUGCAAUAGGCCCACUCUUUCCGCCUGAGUUUGCCACGAGUAGUGUGGCCACUAGCAUGUGGUCCGAGUCUGAGUGCACCCAGUGGCUCGACAUGCAACAACAAGCAAAUGUCUUGUAUGUGUCAUUCGGUAGUUAUGCCCAUAUUACCAAAAAUGACCUUUUAGAGAUAGCUUACGGGUUGGCAUUGAGCAAAGUUAGUUUUGUUUGGGUACUUCGACCUGAUAUUGUGAGUUCUGAUGACCCAAACCCGUUACCAGAAGAUUUCAAAGGUGAGAUUAGUGGUCGUGGUUUGAUUGUACCUUGGUGCUGUCAGAAACAAGUUUUGACUCACUCAGCAAUUGGAGGGUUCUUAACUCAUUGUGGCUGGAACUCAAUUCUGGAAGCAAUUUGGUGUGGAGUUCCGUUGCUUUGUUACCCUUUGCUGACAGAUCAGUUCACAAAUAGAAAGUUAGUCGUCGAUGAUUGGAAGAUUGGACUUAAUUUGUGCGAUAAAAAUCCAGUCUCCAAGUUUGAAAUUUCAGAGAAAAUCCAACACUUGAUGUUUGGAGAAGCAAGUGACGGCUACAGAAAUGAAAUGCAGAAGGCGAAGGAGACAUUGGCGAAUGCAUCAAGAGGUGAAGGGUCCUCUGACAAAAACUUGGACAGCUUCAUAAGUAGUGUAUGUAAAUAAGAAAUUUGAAUUUCUAGAAUUACAAUUACUAGGUGUUUGAUUGGUAUUAUUCGUGCGAUAUUUAGAUACUAAUUAUGUAAUUGUUGGUUUUAAUUUUGAGUGGUUCAGAUUUUAAUUAUGUACCUAUUGUAGGGAAGACACUACCCUUUCAUGAA